CCUAUUUUAGAUAAUAUCACCAUCAAUGGUUGUUGUUUUUAUGAUGAAACUAUUGUAUGUAUGUUUACAGGGAGAUCAAGUUUUGGUGUUGUGUAGGAAAGGAUUUGAACAAAUUACAGAAGCUAUCGAGUAUAUUAAACUCAAUUUACCACAAGUCACAAACUAUAAUAGAAACUCUCAUGUAGCAUUGUUAAGAAGAAUCCUUGUAAAAGAAGAAUACACCACAACCAGAUUGAAUGGUAGAAUCCUCAAGCCAAAGUACCGCCGACGUAGGCGGAGACGUAGGCGUAGGCGGCGCCGCCCUCGUCAACCAUGGACAUUCGGCCCUACACCAGCAAGUGCUCCAUCUCCCCCAUUAACUCCAAUUAAGGCCCCUCCUCCAACCCUGCCUCCUAGAGGGGCCGCACCUCCAACCCCACCUUCUGGAGGAGCCCCGCCUCCUACAGGGACCCCACCUCCAACCCUGCCUCCUAGAGGAGUUGUGCCUCCAGCCCCACCUUCUAGAGCAGACCCGCCUCCUACAGGGACCCCACCUCCAACCCUGCCUCCUAGAGGGGCUGCGCCUCCAACCCCACCUCCUACGAGUACCCUACCUCCAACCUUGCCUCCUAGAGGGGCCACACCUCCAUCCCCACCUUCUAGAGGAGCCCCGCCUCCUACAGGGUCCCUACCUCCUAGAGGGGCCACACCUCCAUCCCCACCUUCUAGAGGAGCCACGCCUCCUAUAGGGACCCCACCUCCAAUCCUGACUCCUAUACGGGCCCCGCCUCCAACCCCGAUUCCUAGAGGGGCCCCACCUCCAACCCCAACUCCUAAAGGGGCCCCGCCUCCAACCCCGAUUCCUAGAGGGGCCCCGCCUCCACCUCCGACCCUAACUCCUAAAGGGACCCCAACUCCUAAAGGGGCCCCACCUCCAAUCCCGAUUCCUAAAGGGGCCCCACCGCCAACCCCGACUUAUAAUGGGAGCCCCUCUCUAUCACCAACUAAUGACAGCGGGCUGUCUCCAUCACUGGCCCCGCCAGGGACUCCCAAUAAGCCUGGACCCCCAAGGCAUGUGCCUAACAGGCCUCCAUCUCUAACACCGACCCCUAAUCCAUCUCUGAGACCUGGACGUUUUCCCAAGCCUUCACCAAAACCGUUACCUGAUAUGGAUCCUUAUCCCGAGGAAAAGACCGAAAAGCCCCUUGAUUCGCCGCAAAAAGGCAGUGGCAAGGAGCGCAAAUUGUUGAUCAUUGCUAUAUCUUCAAGUGUAGUGGCAGCUUUAGCUAUUCUCUCAUUAUUUUUGGUUUGCUUCUUUAGACUAAGAAAGAGAAGGAAGCCUGAUGAUGGAAGAAGGGAAGGAGGGCUUCUUGCUACUGGUUCUUUAUCAAGAUCGAAAAAAGUUGGAGGUACAAGAGAUGGGAUGCAAAAUUUAUCAACCAAAGGUGCUUCCAUGCCCCGAGAUCAAGUAUCAGAGGAUGGAUCAUUACCAUUACAACCAGGAAGAACUGUUCCUCCACCAUCACCGCCACCACCGCCUCCAACACCACCGCCGCCGCCGCUGCCACCAGCGCCACCCCCACCACCACCACCUGCCCCUGAGGAACCCCUACCACCAGCCCCGCCACCACCACCCCUGAAGGCUGCUAAUGUGCCUAAUCCACCAAUGGCAAAGCCACGUCCACCUGGAGGGCGCUCUGGAAAUGAAGACGACGAAAUUGGAGAUUCUGAUGCCAAUAAAACAAAGUUAAAACCGUUUUUCUGGGAUAAGGUGAAUACUAGCCCUAACCGCUCAAUGGUGUGGCAUGAUAUCAAAGCCGGAUCAUUCCAGUUCAAUGAGGAGAUGAUGGAAAAUCUGUUCGGCGCUUCGAGUGGUCAAAACAAGAAUGAGAGUGGAAAAACCGCAACUGUCUUACCAAACCAACCCAAAUUGAUUCAGAUUAUCGAUCCCAAAAAGGCACAGAAUUUGGCUAUUCUUCUAAAAGCAUUAAAUAUAACAAUGGAAGAAGUCUCUGAUGCCAUUAUGGAAGGUAAUGAGCUUCCUGUCGAAUUUAUUUCAACUUUGUUGAAAAUGGCACCGACCCGUGAAGAAGAACUAAAACUUCGGACAUAUAACGGGGAUCUUGCGCUUCUUGGCCCUUCGGAACGCUUUCUUAAAGUAUUGGUUGAUAUCCCAUUUGCAUUCAAACGUCUUGAAGCUUUGUUGUUUAUCGCUUCACUUCAUGAGGAAUCCUCUUCCAUUAAAGACUCGUUUGCAACUUUAGAGGUAGCUUGCACAACCCUAAGAAACAGCAGGCUCUUCCUGAAACUUCUAGAAGCAGUUCUUAAGACAGGGAAUCGUAUGAACGUCGGUACGUAUCGUGGCGGGGCCCAGGCAUUCAAGCUCGACACACUUUUAAAGCUCUCGGAUGUCAAAGGCACAGAUGGCAAGACCACACUGUUGUCUUUUGUGGUCCAAGAAAUGAUCCGGACCGAAGGUAAUAAAGCUGCCCGGAGAGCAAAGAGUAGUUCAUCCGAAGACGUUCUACAUCAAGAAGCCCCGGAAGAAUACCGGGGAUAUGGCCUCGAGGUUGUUUCCAAGUUAAGCGAGGAACUUGAUAUUGUUAAAAAGGCAGCACUUAUUGACGGUGAGACCCUGACAUCAACUGUUUUGAAACUAGGAAAUAUGUUAAGGAAGACCAAAGAUUUUGCAAAUAAUGAAAUGAAAACCUUCGAGGACGGUAGCCAGUUCCAGAAGUUUCUUACGGAGUUUGUGGGUCGAGCAGAAGCCGAGAUCAUGUGGUUGUUGGAAGAGGAGAAGCGGGUGAUGGCCCUCGUUAAGAACACGGGUGAUUAUUUCCACGGAAAGUCGAGAAAAGACGAAGGCUUACACUUGUUUGUUGUUGUACGCGAUUUCUUGCUACUUUUAGAUAACGUGUGCAACGAUAUAAGAAGAACAACCGCUAUGCAAGCAAAGAAAAACCAAUCUAACUCAACUGAAGAACCGUUCGGGCGUGAUAAACUGUUUCCGUCAAACAAAGGUAGUCCAUCGGGUUAUACUAGUUCGGAUGAAGAGAGCCAAGAGAGUGAAUCUCCGUAGUUUUUG
Helianthus annuus (common sunflower) is the source of this 3064-nucleotide messenger RNA. Its product is annotated as formin-like protein 3. Gene Ontology annotation, biological process: actin cytoskeleton organization; actin nucleation. NCBI's taxonomy places the organism in Eukaryota, Viridiplantae, Streptophyta, Magnoliopsida, Asterales, Asteraceae. The transcript has 4 exons. Gene Ontology annotation, molecular function: actin filament binding. The coding region runs from base 26 to 3058 and encodes 1010 amino acids. The record is from RefSeq and is a predicted model, not a curated record.